GCGGUGCUUGGCCGAAUCAAACGCUUCCCGCCGCGAGAGGUAACGCGUGAUGGCACUCAGUGUACCUCAGUAAUUCAUCGCUUAAAAUGAAAGAAACGCUGCUAUUGUGACUCAGAGGUACGAUGGGGAUAAUAUUAUUCAUUUAUUCAACUUUGUCGUUUGCUGUUGCAGUCUGCAGCAGCGAAACUGUGGCCGUGAAAGACGUGGGCGUGGAAACCCUGAUGAAAUACGAGAUGGAAGAGCUCUUGGAAGCGUUUUCUGAAACCUGGGCGGACUUUGAAGAUAGUCUGCGUGUUCCUGAUCAAGUGGCCACCAGCGAUCGUUCGUCUGGAAAGAACAGUGAUGGAUACAGUCCUGAAGGUGUCAUAGUUCGUAACGUUCAUAGUGAAAUACAAUGGCUUGCAGGUGAUGAGAAUGAACGGAUAGCUUUUCGUAGCGGUACGAAAAGCGAGGUGCCAUCUCAGUCCUCGGCCACUUCCUCGUCGGGAGACGGCGGCUCAAAAGACCGAAAAAGAAGAAGAAGGAGGAGGAGGGGGGGAAAGUCUACGGGAUUUCACCCCCACGAAGCCUCCUCCCCCGUCAGGAGAAGAUCUGCACCCCCAGAGAACCUAUUCCUGAGGAAGAAAGAACCGAGGAGGUGUAUGGGGACAGGUUCAGCUUCCGUCUUCUCGGGGGCCAACGCCCUCAACUACAUGAGCUUCCUGGUGACGAUGAGCGCCCUCGUCCUCAACAUCAACAACAACAUCAACAGCAACAACAACAAUAACAACAACAACAACAAUAACAACGUGCAGAAUAACAACGUCAAUACGAACCUCAAUGCCAACAACGCCAAUCAGAUCAACAUCAUGCCACCAGGACGCCGAAGAAGACGAAAUUCUGGGAACUCAAACAGAUCCUGCAGGGCAUACCAAUGUAUGGGACCAACAAGCAGAUACUUCUUAGACGCCGCCGAUGUCCUGACAAAGGCGCUGACGGAGGGUCCGACUUAUCUUAGCAAGAUAAAGGCUCAUCAUUGAAGCAUACAAGAUGGUAGUCUCUAAGCUUCCAGUAUUUUUCCAGGGAUACUCGCCAGAAUGCAGCCAGAGAAGUCAGCAUUUCUGAAUGAUUUUCCAGAUGGCUUUCAGUCUAUUAUGUUGGAAACCUAUCUUGUUAAA
Macrobrachium nipponense is the source of this 1157-nucleotide messenger RNA. Its product is annotated as myb-like protein H. The record is from RefSeq and is a predicted model, not a curated record. Lineage: Eukaryota; Metazoa; Arthropoda; Malacostraca; Decapoda; Palaemonidae. The coding region runs from base 123 to 1019 and encodes 298 amino acids. The transcript has 3 exons.